Messenger RNA from Paramecium primaurelia, 2851 nucleotides. The record is from the annotation of a GenBank genome assembly. Lineage: Eukaryota; Ciliophora; Oligohymenophorea; Peniculida; Parameciidae.
AUGAGCUAAAAAGAUUCCCUUUAAUAACCUUUAAUACAAGAAGAAGAGGUUAAUGAUAUCAUAUUGGGAAAUCGUUCAGGCACAGAAAUGAAUAUGGAAUAAAUUGUUAAUGAUAGUGUUUUUGAAUGGGGAUCUACAUCACCUAUGGAAGAGGAUAAUUAGGUGAAGGUAAUUCCAUUUGUUGCUAAUGAAACAAUAUUUUAUCGUAAUACACUUGAAAAGCCUAAUAGUAAGAAGCCCAAUAUUUUUAAGAGAUGCUUUAAAAAUAAAAAAUCCUCAAAUCAGGUUACAAUGGCUUAAAUAAUAAAUCUAAGACAAAAAGAGAUAUUUAAGGAUUAUGCUUAUCAAACAAAGAAGAAUGGAUUACUUACUGGAUUGUCUUCAUAUAUUUGUAAAAUAAAAGUAUUUGAACCUGAUUCUAUGUUCUAUAGAAAUUGGUAAGUUCUAAAUAGCAUUUUUGUAGUUUGUUUCUUCUUUUAAAUUCCAUUUAUGCUUGCUUACUAACCACUUAUAGAUGAAAAAGAGGCUUACCAUUAUCAAUACUAUGAGGAAUUUUCCUUAUAUGUAGGUAUCUCAAUCUUUAUGAUGGACAUAAUAUUGACUUUCAAUAUAGCCUUCUACAAAUAAGGAUAAUUGAUAAGUAAUAGGAAAUAGAUUGCCAUUAAUUAUAUAAAGACUUAUUUCUUUUUAGAUUUAAUUCCUUUAAUAUGUUUGAUUGAAUAUAGAUGUUUAUUAUUUGAUGAGAAGAAAUUGGGAUUUGAGCAGUUUUUGUUUAUUUUAAAAGUGUAUGAAGUGAAUAAAACAAGUAAUAUGAUAAAAGAAUAUUUACAACUUGAUUCUUCAAAACAUGCUUGGUAUAGAUUGCUUACUGUAAUGUUAACAAUCAUAUGGUUAUGUCAUCUAUUUGCUUGUUUAUUUUUUUUUGUUGGAAGACUAUAGCUUAACAAGUAACCAAAAAAUGCUUCAUGGUUAAGUAGUUGCAAUGUAGUUAUUCUUAAUGGAGGAUAUGAAGAAAUGCCAAUUUCUGAAUUACAUUUAUACUCAUUUUAUUGGGCUGUUACAACAAUGAUAUCAGUAGGAUAUGGUGAUGUAACUCCAAUGAAUUUUUGGGAAGUAUUUGUGACAGUCAUUACUUAAUUUAUUUCUUGUAUUGUGUUUGCUUAUUCAGUUAAUGCUAUAUGGGAAAUGAUUUAUUCUCAAAAUGAAAGCAAAUAAAAAUUUCAGUAUAUUAUCAUUUAUUUCUUUAUAGAAAGUAUGUGAAUGCAAUCUAAAGAUUUAUGGUAGAACAUAAUAUAGAGAGAAAAUUAAAGGCAAGAAUUGAAGCUUAUUUAUUUCAUCUUUGGUAAACUGAAAAAGCCAGAGAUCAUGAAUUAGAAUAAGCCAUGAUCCUUAAAUUAGCACCUGCAUUAAGAGAAGAAUUGAUAUAUUAAACAUUAGGUAAAAUGCUCAAACACAGUAAUUUCUUCUCUUGUUUUUCAUAAGAUUUUCUUAUGGAAUUGUCAUAAUAAAUAUAAUAACAAUAUUAUGCCUAAGAAGAAAAUAUAUUCCUUGAAAAAGAAGAAAUAGAUGAUUUUCCUUUGUAUUUUUUAGAUAAAGGAUAAGUUGAAAUCUUUUUAGACUGUGAGAAAAGAAUCAAAUUACAUAUCAUGAAGAAAGGCAUAUUUGGAAUAAUAGGAUUCAUCACUGGACAUAAAAGAACAGCAUCUGCUCGUUGUCUAACUUAUUCUGUUAUUUAUAAACUUUCUAGAGUUGGAUUUCUUAAAUUAUUAGAUAAAUAUGAAAAUGAUAGAUAAAAAUUCUAUGAGAUUAGACACAAUAUUUUAUUUAAUUUUGGUUGUUAAAACUUAAAAUUAAGAUGUUAUAUUUGUGAAAGUAGAAGUCAUUUAGCUAUUAAUUGUAAAAAGUCUUUAUAUCUUCCAAUCAAAGAAUAAGUUAUUUUAUAAACAUUUAAUGUUUAAAAUAAAAGAGAAUCUAAUUAUAAAAGAAGAAUAGUUAAAUAAUAAUUCAAAGCUUUAUCUCAUAUUCGAGAUGUUUAAGUUAAUGCUUUGGCUAUUAAGAAGUACUUUUAGAUUACAACAUUUAAUUUGGACUCUAAUGAUGAGGAUGAUGAAUAUAGUUCAGAUGUAGAUGAUUAUGAAGAAGAGAUUGAAAAUAUUAAAAAGAUUGUUGAAUAAGAAAAGGAAAAAGCAUAAUUAAGAUAGAGAGGAAAAUGGUUAGCUGAUGAUAAUUAUGAAAUGAAGAUUGAUGAAAAUAAAGAUAAUUAAAGUGUAGAAUUAUCAGAUGGUUUAAGGAAAUCUUCAAUAAAUAUAAAGAAUUCAGAAGAAGAAUAAAGGAAAGUAAAGAAAAAGAAAAAGUUUUAAAGUUUUGCAAAAUUACCAUUACCAAAAAGAGUUAGAACUUCAUCAAUGUCUAGUUUAACUCCAAUUUAAGAACAAAUUAAAAAAGUUUCAAAAAUAUAAAAUACUGUAUUUCCAAAUAAUGUUCAAAUAUAAAGAAGGAAAAGUAAAGUAAUUUAAGGAUAUGAGAUAAAUGAUAAAUAAUUUGAUAAAAUACCAUCUCCUGAAAGAUAAAUGAGUAAUGAAAAUAAGAAAUAAGAAUUGAUAAGAAAAAUGAAAUUUCUAUCUAUUGCUUAACCUAGAAAUAAAGAAGUCUAAUUAAUAAUAGAUGAGUUGAGGUAACAUAGCCAAAUCUUACAAUAGGACUUAUAUUUAAAAUACUUAAAGUAACAAUCAACCUCUUAAAGUUGAGAAUGAAUUAAAUGAUAAUCCUAAUUCAGAUGUAGAUAGCUAAUUUAGUAUUGAUCAUAUGGCCAAUUAUGAUUGUUUCUUUUAAGAAGAGAACCCUGAAAAAG